CCGAGCGCUCGGCGCGCUGGAGGUUUUGUACUUCGCCUCGGCUUUGUUACGUCGUCGUCUGCUCACCUGGCGGCCGGUGCGUUCUGGCAGCUGCAGUGCGGAGCGGCUGCUGACCGCCGCCUCCUCCGCCGCUGCCGCCAUGGUGUCCCCGGUUACUGUGGUGAAGAGUGAGGGACCCAAAUUGGUACCCUUCUUCAAGGCUACGUGCGUGUAUUUUGUGCUCUGGUUGCCGUCAUCCAGCCCAUCAUGGGUCAGCGCCCUUAUCAAGUGCCUGCCUAUCUUCUGCCUCUGGCUCUUCCUUCUGGCCCAUGGCCUUGGAUUCCUGCUGGCCCACCCCAGUGCCACUCUCAUCUUUGUGGGGCUCGUCUUCUCUGCUGUAGGUGAUGCCUUCCUCAUCUGGCAGGACCAGGGCUACUUUGUGCACGGUCUGCUGAUGUUUGCUGUCACACACAUGCUCUACGCCUCAGCCUUUGGCAUGCGGCCACUGGCUCUCCGGACAGGUCUGGUGAUGGGAGUGCUCUCAGGCCUGUGCUAUGCCCUCCUUUAUCCAGGCCUCUCAGGUGCCUUCACCUACCUGGUGGGGGUCUAUGUGGCCCUCAUCAGUUUCAUGGGCUGGCGAGCUGUGGCAGGGCUGCAGCUGGUUGGGGCAGCCUGGCGCUGGACUGAGCUGGCGGCUAGCUGUGGUGCACUGCUUUUUAUCAUCUCAGACCUGACCAUCGCUCUCAACAAGUUCUGCUUUCCUGUGCCCUACUCUCGGGCACUCAUCAUGUCCACCUACUAUGCUGCUCAGAUGCUCAUCGCCCUGUCAGCUGUCGAGAGUCGUGAGCCAGUGGAAGACUAUAGACUGAACAAGGCCAACUGAGGGGCAAGGGUUUGCUUGCCUCUCUCUCCUGGGGCUGGGGUCCAGACCCUAGGAACCUGCAGGAAUUGAAUCAGGAUGGCUGCAGUGCCAGCCUGGGAUAGCAGGUACCUCUUGGGGAACUGACAAGUUUGAGGAGGGGGUAUGCAGGAGAAGGAUUCCCUAGCAAAGCUUGUGGUCCAGGACAAUACCAAGAGUUCAAAGAGGCAGCCUCAUGCCCCUUGCUGGAGCCAGAAGUAGAGAUUUCCCCACUUCUAUCCCAUCAGGACUGUCAAAGUCCCCUGGAGAGUGAUGGUGCUCAGCUUCUUGACUCCUCCCCUCUGUUUCUCUACUGGGUGGAAGAGUCACUGUAUCUCUGUGCCUAGGACCACUGGCAAUUCUGGGUUCCUCUACUCCCACCCUUUAUGUUCUGCACAGAGUUGAGGAAAAGGGGAAAAAAAUCUGUUGAGAUGACCAAGGAAGGGCCAGGACUUGAAGCCCCUUUCACAGGCUCCUAGUUGGGAAGAUUGGAUGAGGGUAGAGACUUCUUUUACCUUGUCUGACCUUGUUACUUGAACAGUCUCAGUCUUUAAGUGGUGAGUGGGAAGAUGAAGGGGUAUCUGUCUAGGGUAAACAUUAGAGGGAACUUCUUGGUCUGGGAAUUUGGGGGUAGCAAGGAUUAAAAUUGGCCUUAUCUCUCUUACUGGCUAGCUCAGAGCUCAGGCCCCCACACCACCACCCUCAGACUUUGUCCCUAGAGCUAGGGUGAACAAUGCCAAAGAAAGGGGCCAGCCUGUGUGUGUGUGUGUGUGUGUGUGUGUGUGUGUAUGUAUGUAUGCGUAUGUGUGUGUUUGUAUGUGUGUAUAGUCUGUCUCCUAGCCUGCCUAUGUCUUUUUCUACCAUAUGUCUUUGUCCUGCUAUCUGUAAAAGACUCAGAGGGAGAGGGUCUCAGAGAACUGCCUGAGUCUGGCUUAGAGAGCUGGGACCUCUCCCCUCAACACACCAACAAUGCUUUCCUCCCUGAGGGGGUUCCAAUGACAUUCUGGGGUCUAAGACUGAAGGUACAUUCAGUGCAAGGGAAGCAAGGAUGGGGCAACUCCAUCCUGUACUGCCUAUGUGAAAAUAAAAUAAAAUAAAACCAAGGACCAUUGGCUUUCCCACUUGUCUGCCUGUGUGGCAUAUGCCUGUCCUGGACAGGGUAGGGGCAUGAUGCCAAACACCCUGGCUGUCCUUAUGGUCUGGGUCACAGUCUUGGCUAGUGCAACCUGGCGUCAAGCUGGUUC
Molecule: messenger RNA, 2121 nt
Organism: Castor canadensis (American beaver)
Lineage: Eukaryota; Metazoa; Chordata; Mammalia; Rodentia; Castoridae
Gene: Tmem86a
Product: transmembrane protein 86A
Cellular component (GO): membrane
Molecular function (GO): hydrolase activity
Source: RefSeq, a predicted model, not a curated record